AUGACAGAGUUGCCGUUCCCGACUACAACAACACAGAAAGGAAAAUCGUCAAAGAAACUAAAACAAGUUAAAUCAUUCUCGUGUGAAUGGAUUAAUUGCGGAGAAUCAUUUGGUUCGAAGAAUCAGUUGAACAAACAUCAGAUGGUACAACAUUUGGUAUUAAUUCGUGCACAAGAAUCGGAUCCAACGACUAUUGAACAGUCAGCCAAAGGGGCAGAACAGCAGCCGUUGACACUACCAGAAAUGACUCGUGUAUCAUGCGGUUAUGGCGGAUGUGAACGAUCAUUUGAUGCCGUCUAUCAUUUGAAAAUGCAUACUGUAGCAAAGCAUCUCAUUAUUAAUCGAUGUCCCUACUGUUGUACUCAAACUAAUGAGAACUUCCAUCGCUCAGAAUAUCCAAUACCGAUGUGUUUUGAUCCGAAAUGUCAGAGGAAAACAUUUGAACAUUGGUUUCAGGUACUGUUUCAUGUUGUAAACAUACAUCCAGCGUCUCUCGGACUUGGAUUAUAGAUUUGCACUUAGUACACUGAAAGGCUAUUUUAAAUUCGUCAUAUUCUAAAAUAUUUUUGAUUAUAUUUGUUAAAGCAAUAAAUUCUUCGGCACAGAGAAAAAGAAGAAUCUCGAGUUUAUAGCAAUAUCUUAGAGAUUGACUUCAAAAUUUUGCCAUAGAUAAUAGACAACAUUCCCUAGAUGUUUAGCUGUUUUUUUGUUUUAUCACCGUUCGUUUCCUAGUUAUAGCAAAACACUGAAAAACGUCUCAAAAUCCACGUGUUUCAAUUUUAAAACUCUUAUAAGGUGCACAAAAUUCAAAGUUGGAGUAUCGUUCUAUUUUUAAUUCAAACAUACAUAGCUGGUUAGUCCGGAAGCCAAGAAUCGUGAUUAUGUCCGUUUUUACCUCUCUAGUCCACUUCUUCAUGCAAAGAUGGCCAAACAAGACUAUGAUAUGUAUUUGAGAUUCAGGUGUACAAAAUGAGCUAUGAAACAUAUUGUCAUUUUGCUAUACGCUGCUAUAUACUUU
Molecule: messenger RNA, 1018 nt
Organism: Didymodactylos carnosus
Lineage: Eukaryota; Metazoa; Rotifera; Eurotatoria; Philodinida; Philodinidae
Source: the annotation of a GenBank genome assembly